Messenger RNA from Ananas comosus (pineapple), 2060 nucleotides. RefSeq names its product stomatal closure-related actin-binding protein 1-like. The transcript is spliced from 13 exons. Gene Ontology annotation, molecular function: actin binding. The coding region runs from base 267 to 1751 and encodes 494 amino acids. Lineage: Eukaryota; Viridiplantae; Streptophyta; Magnoliopsida; Poales; Bromeliaceae. Gene Ontology annotation, biological process: regulation of stomatal movement; actin filament organization. The record is from RefSeq and is a predicted model, not a curated record.
CUCUCCUCCCCCUAUUUUUUUUUUUUUUUUCGAUUUUCUUUUUAUUCUCCUCGCUUUCGAUUGCGCGGUCCUCUCGCGAUCGAAGCUUCAAAAAGGAAAUUUAAAUCCAAAUAAAGCUAAACAUAUUCGGAGAAUCCGUCCUCUUUCCCACUCUGUAUAUAGGAAUCGAAGGGAAAGUUUGGAGAUUAGGAUCAAAACCCUCGGAAGAAGCCCCUUUGGAUGUUGAUUUUGGGGGAGAUUUACGAGGGUUUAAGUUACUUAGAUCGAUGAUGAGGGUAAUCCGUGAUUCUGGAGACGCCAUGCAGGAGGAGGCGGUUCGAAUGGUCUCGUCGGAUGUUAAUUUUGCAAAGGGCCAAUUUCCCGAGUAUAAGAUAGGAGCAAACAAUAUGAUCAUUGAGCCGGAAAAGAGUUCGGAGGUUAUCCCUCUUAAGGAGAUUGUCGCUAGGGAGACGGCUCAGCUUCUCGAACAGCACAAGCGGCUCUCUGUUCGUGACCUCAAGGAGAAGUUCGAGAAGGGUCUGUUGGGCGCCAACAAACUCUCCAAUGAGGCCAAGUGGAGAGAAGUGGCAUCUUUGGAUAGGCAAGUCCUUUUAAAGAAGCUCAGGGACACUUUGGAAUCUCUGAGGGGGCGAGUGGCUGGUCGUAAUAGAGAUGAUGCUGAAGAAGCAAUCUCACUGGUGGAAGCAUUAGCAGUUCAACUGACCCAAAGAGAAGGAGAGUUGCUUCACGAAAAAGCAGAAGUUAAAAAGCUAGCAAAUUUUCUUAAGCAGGCUACUGAAGAUGCUAGGAAGGUGGCUGAAGAAGAAAGGGCUAUUGCUCUUGCUGAAAUUGAAAAAGCCAAGGCAGCGAUAAAAAGAGUUGAGCAAGCAUUGGAGGAACAUGAACUCAGCACCACUAGUACUGAGAAUCAGGAAUUGGAAGAAUUGCGAAAAGAGAUUCAAGAGGCUAGACGAAUCAAAAUGUUGCACCAGCCAAGCAGGGUAACGGACAUGGAGCAUGAACUUCGAGCACUGCGGAAGCUUGUUUUAGAGAAGACUCAGCUUUGUAUUCAACUAAAGAAAGAGCUUGCAAUGAUCAAAAAACUUGAGGAUGAAGGCCCUCAUCUCUAUGAGCUUGAAGGUUCUGAAAGUCUAGGCUCAUGCUUACGCAUUGUAUGUCGAAGUGAUAGUGCACCAGGAAUCUUAAAUUAUUCAAUUCAGUGGUACCGUGUAAAUGCUGAAGGAAGCAGGAAAGAAAUAAUCUCAGGAGCAACAAAAGAAAUUUAUGCUCCUGAGCCUUUUGAUGUCGGAAGGAUUUUGCACGCAGAGAUGAAUUUAAAUGAUCAAAGGAUCACAUUGAUGACAAUGAGUCCAAUAGAUCCUGCUGCAGGAUUGGAAAGUUAUGUGGAGGCACUCUCUAAGAAGUCUGAUAGUGAAUUCAAUGUGGUAGUUACCCAAGCAAAUGGUCGAGAUUAUGCAUCGAAUUCGGUCCAUGUGUUUCAUGUGGGAAAGCUUAGGAUAAAGCUUCGUAAAGGGAGGUCUACAAAGGCAAAAGAGUCAUAUUCCGCAUCAAUGCAGCUCUGUGGGGUCCGAGGCGGUGGUAAUGCUGCAGCUAAGGCAGUGUUCUGGCAAUCUAAGAAAGGCUUGUUCUUCACCUUAGCUUUUGAAACAGAGAGAGAAAGGAAUGCCGCAAUUAUGCUCGCUCGCAAGUUCGCUUCUGAUUGCAAUGUUUUGCUUUUGGGGCCGGAUGAUCAAGCUCCAGCUGGGACCUGAUAAACUAAUCUGUUGCACUUCUAUACUAAUGUAUUGUAUAUUGAGGCUGCUUUUGAAUUGUGUAUUUGCUGAUUGCUAUAGGUAAAACAAAAAAAGCAGAUUUGAGUUUUGAGUUUUUUUUAAAUCUUUUUUUUUUUUUUUUUUUUUUUUUUUUUCUGAUUGUGUUUAGUACCAGGGCAUCUUUUUACUUGCCUUAUAAUUUGGUUGUAACCGGUUUGUUCAUUCGCAAGCCCUUAUAUAUAGAUUUUCUUUUUCUUGUGCACUAUAUUUUCUUUUCCUUAAUACCAUUGUGUAAUCAACAAAGAACUU